This is a messenger RNA of Neohortaea acidophila, 2148 nucleotides long. RefSeq lists its product as uncharacterized. The coding region runs from base 1 to 2148 and encodes 715 amino acids. The transcript has 2 exons. The record is from RefSeq and is a predicted model, not a curated record. Lineage: Eukaryota; Fungi; Ascomycota; Dothideomycetes; Mycosphaerellales; Teratosphaeriaceae.
AUGGAUGAGAAACUCUUCAAAAUCGAGCUCCACGCUCUGCAACAGCAUCUCGCGGACAUGACACGUCGACGCUAUUCAGAUGUGCCUCGGUUUUUAGAUCCUUUCGCCUCUCAGCCGGAGAAGGUGGACGCUCCAUUGCCCGUGAUGGCAGCUAAAUCGAGCCCUCUUGGCCCCCUCUAUGACCUUCCUCAAGUCUGCAAUAACACCGCUGAGCAUUCGCAUACAGCGGCAGACCGCUCGAAGCCCGCGUCUGCUCCGUUGGACGUCAUCGCGCGCCAAAUCUUCCAGCUUCAGGCCAGUGUCUCCGAGCUGGAGGACAGGUUCGAUGCACUGGAUCCGAAUCGCUUCACUCCUCCCGCCAGCAUGAAUGAUAAUGAGUGCACGAGCCCUCGCCAGGAACCGACAGCAACGUCCAGUACGGGCACUGCGAGCACUGAGCAAUCCCCAUCUCUCGUGGCGCCAAAUGGACAACGGCCUUUCCUGGAGCAGCCUUCGGAGACAGGCCCGACAAACAAUACAUCGGAAAUGCCAGCUGAGAUUUCCCCUCCGCUCUUCCCUUCUCCAGCCAGAUCAGCGGGCAGCAUGGGUUUCAGAGACAGCGAAAUCGUGCGCCUAGCUGAGCAACUCAGGACUGCUCAAGCGCGCUUGGAGACCGCCGAAACACAGAUCGCUGACCAAGCCCGAUGGAUCAGCUUCGCAGAGCAGGAUCGACUUCUUUCGUGGCAAAACCAGAAACGUCAGUCCUGCCAAAUCAGCGAAUUAGAAGUGACGAUACUUCCGCAUCACAUGCUUCCCCAACGAUAUGGAAUGCAGACUGGUGGCCUCAUCAGCAAUUUCGCAACGGUGCCAAAUCCUUCACAAGGCUGGUACCACGGUCCAACUGCGCAGCCCGGGUACUCCGCCUGGACGCCACCCUAUGAGGACUACGCGCUCAAGUGCGAGGAGCUGAAGAAGGAAAUCUCACAACGUGAAGACGAAACCCAAUACUGGGAGGAUCUUUGUGAGGAGAAAGACGCGUUGAUUUUCGAUCAGCGGCUCAUCAUCUCACGCAGCGAAGCCGAAAACCAGACGCUGCACCGUGAAAUCGCAAGGCUGCAGGAUGUCAAGGGCCACAUGCCACGUCGGGCUGGGCGAGCAGCCGGCAAGCAGCGGAACGAGAGUAUUGUACGUCAGACAUUGUCGGACUCGGCGGGCACGACAGUGCGAGCAUUCUCGCCCCCGAGCGUGCGGAGCUACCACCCGCAUCGCCAUGCCACUACGGCACGAAAGGACUACACCACGGGAGCCCCCUUCUUCCCUCGCUACUGGACUUCCGAUGAUAAGGCCGACCGAGCACCCCCUCGAUCGCGUGAUGUCAGCGGAGGGGACGAUGACUACGGUCGACGUCGCGCACCGCCUCCACGCGACCGGAGAUCAGGCGGUGAUCGCUCCUCCGACCGUCCUCGACCCCGCCGAGGCUACGACUCCGAGGAGGAUGCGCGCCGAAAGCCGUCUCCACGCGACGACGCGUCGGGCCGUGGAUCCGGUCGGGGCUCUGGACCGAGACGCGAAUCGCCACGGGCGCCCGUAAGUCGCGAGAAAGACAAGUACGAUGACGGGUAUAAGCCGCGCCGCCGGCCAGCGGGAGACGACUACGACGAUCCUCCUCCGCCGCGACGCAGCCAAAGCGAUCGAUAUCCGCCGGAAAAGGAGGCGCUCCCGCCGCGCAAAGAUACGGUUCGGGACUACGCGCGCGACAACGAUGCCCGCCCGAGGGAUAGCAAGUACGGCGAUCGCGAGCGCGACCGUGAUCGUGAUCGUGAAGCCAAGCCGAGGCGAAGACGGUCUCCAAGAGACGAUCGAGACCGCGGGUAUCGCAGCGACGGACGCGAUGACCACCGCCGCAGGGACAAAGAGCGACGAGAGCGUGAUCGUGAUCGAGACCGAGACCGGGAUCGGGGGCAUCGGAAGAGUGACCGAGCGCGGAGUGCAGAUCAUGGCAGCGGUCGCAGGGACCGAGAGAGGGAUCGUGGGGAGAAGAGAGGAGGCGGCGGAGCCAAGGACAUUAUGGAGAAGGGGAAGACGCACUGGAAGACGGUCGAGCCGGUUGCUAAGCCGCUGCUGGGAGCCCUGGCAAAGGCCUACCUGGAUGGAGGCGGGCGUGCUUAG